AUGACUACCGGAACUCCUACCGCCAGCCCUACAUUGACCUCUCUACCUCAGUACUCGCCCAUGCCCAAUCCAGGAGGUGUGACGAGCCUUUCUCUGCCUCCAACUGUCGAUCCUACACCUAGUCGUCCUCGGCCUGAUCAGUUUUCUGAGUCUCCCACGUACCCAAGUUCGCAGCAAUCGUCAGGUUCUCAGCAGACCUCAAGCUCCCAGACGUCUCCUUCCUCCUCAAUAGGCACGACCUCAUCGUUCACCUCAUUUUCCAAUACCACAACAACUGCCGGUGCUACGACCUUUCCCAGCGCCACCGCAGCUGCCAAUUUUACGGUACCCAUUUUAGUUCCCAACUUCCAAUUUCAAACCGGCAAUGCUUCUUACUUCGUUCCACUCUGCUCAGACCAGCCGCAGACCCUUUGGUUCACAACUGGGGAUGGAGAUCAACGGGAAUUGAGCAACUUUACGCUCACCUGUGACGGCAUCCGUUGCAGUACGGGUGACUUUCAUCCUUUUCCUGAAGACAUUCAGUCUGGGGACUGUCAGAACACAACAAUAUGUGAUGUGUCGUUUUGCUUCUCUAAACGCUUCGAGUGGGGCGCAAAACCAGAAGACAAUACUAUCACAUGUGGCAAUGUUCAGCAGUCGCUGUCCCUGUCGCGCUCGCGCUCGCGGUCGCGGUCGCGGUCGAAAGAGCCAUGCUCUAACGGUGACAUAUGUUCGAAUGUCACCAAGAUCGCAGAUGAACUUGCCGGGCUUUCAAAUGCGGUUGGCUCGGCUGGCUCGGCUGCACAACAAGGGCUCUCCGCAGUCGGUUGUGCUGCUCAGCAGGCUUUCCAGCAAACUACCGCUUAUUACUUCGGAAUGGCCCAAGAACAGGUGUGCCCGAGCCAACAACCCUUUGAGUUCAUCAAGACUUUCUUCAACACGAUGUUCACCUUGAACCAGCAGGUGUUGGAUCCGAUUAAUUCUUGGAUUGACGAGAACGAUGAGGCAUUUCAAGAACUUGUGUGCCACAUAGACGAUGAGAGUGGGCGCAUCUGGCGUGGCGUGGAGAAGCACUCAACCCUGCAUGCCGGGCUCAAUGCCCUCAGCUCGAUCAACAGCAUCAUCAACCUGAAUCUGAUACAGUCGGACGAUGAGACAGUUAUGAGGAGUCUAAUCCAGAGCCUCUACGACCAAUUUACAGCUUACAUCACAAGCUCAGGGCAUCUCACCCAGGGUUGGACACAGGCAUGGCGUCUGUGCACUACCAACUGGGACCGUGGGAGCCUGGAGGAUCCACAAGAAGAGCCCGACGAGGAUGACAGAGACGACUGGCUUCCUCGUUAUCAAGUCUUCACUAAGCCGGACUCUAGCAUUUCAUCCCUGCGUGGACUGGAGCGUGUUCUAGAUGGUGAAGGAUGGGAGGCUGCCUAUGACGGUCCUGUUGUGAAGGGCUACGUUGUGGAUCUCAACAUCAUGCAAGCUUUGCUGCCCAAUACCAUGCCUUUCGUCGAUGAGACAUUUCGCUUUGUUUGGGAAGGCCCUGGUGACAACUCGAAGCCCACGGGAUCCGAAUUCCAGGCAGACGUUGAGUUUGAGCCUUUUGGCUUUGAGCACUUCACUUCUGGCGGUACUUCCUGGAACACAAGUUCUGGCAGUAGUCUAGGCCAGGAUGGUGACAGGAAGCACCAGGCCUUUGAUCCAUCCAGUUGGCCAGCUCCUACUGGCUCGGAGCGGAUGUCAAGACAACCUGGCAGUCAUCUCAAGUCCCUCUCACAGCAGAAGGGACAAGACCUCCGAUCUUUUGAUUACUACACCUAUGCGGAGCCCCGUGGUGAAGGAUCAUGGAUCUUCAUGCUUGACAUCGCUUGCUUGGCGGGUGCUAUUGAUUUUGGCGUAGCAUGCCGUGCAAAUUUGUACCUUAUCAAGUAUGAGAACUUCUUGGUCAACACACUGACUGGCGAGAAAUCUUCUCCGGGAGUCCACUCGUCAGCACUCCUCGAAGCCACCUGUAAAGUUCUUGAAGCCGUGGGCGACAAAGCACUCGAGGGGCGGGCCGUGUUUAACAUGGUUUCUGAUUUUGCAAAAGACUCCCUCCAUGGAAAAAUGUUGAGGAAUUUCUUUGAGGCAUUGGACGACUUGGGAGUGGUGGUAGUGGUGUCCGCGGGGAAUGAAGGCUAUAACGAAGACACCGGAAAGCCCGACUCCUACCAGGCAGAAUUCUUGCCCCAAGGAAUCGUGACAGAUGAGAGCCCCUACAUCGCCGUUGGCGCCACAUACCAUGAUGGGUCCAUUGCCGAAUUUACGACACCCCCUGGCGCAAGGCCCGACGCCUCUGGUCAGAGUUCCCGCCCCGGCACUCCCGGCAUUCCCUCCAUCUCGAUAUGGGCCCAAGGCGCUGGCCUUGCUGCAUAUAUGCUUUCGUAUCCUUGGCCCGAGGGUCAGAACCCUUUCAGCCUAGAUGACAAUAUUUCUGUCGGCCGGCGCAUGAAGACUAUGCUUGCUGACACUUACGCCUACCAACGCCUCCCUCGAGAUGAGCUCAUCGGCCAGUCCCUGAAGGAAAUCAAGAAGAAUAAUCAAAACCAUGGGUUUCCAUGGGAGGUGCCUCCAAAGGUCAAUGUCGCAUACAACAUGGCGUACGGCGAUCAGAAGUGCAAGAGCGUCGAGGGAUUCCCCAACCUGAAGCGCGAUGGAGAUUCGUGUCCUGUUCCUGGAAGCGGCGGCGCCGAUGGCGAGUCGACCGGGAGCAUCUUCUUCACCGAUCGGCCGACCUACAUGCCAAGUGACUGGACCGGAUUCUCAACUGCAACGGGAAGCAUAUACACCCCGAGCGACAAUGGGACAGAGCCGACAGGAAUCCGUUCAACCUUGGCCCCUAACAUGACAACCUCUUGGGUGUUCAGCACCAACUCUUCGACGUACAGCGGGGCCAUCGGUGUCGUCGCAAAAUUCAAGCUCCUCUCUCCCACCCCCUACGACCCAACAAAACACGAGUUCCAUUUUUACAAGCUCACUAUCAACGGAUUCGAGUUCUGCCAGCUCGUCAUCAACAUCGAAGGAGAUGACCACAGUCUCUUGGACACUCACGAUGAACCCAACUUCAAGUACAACCACAUCAUCGGAAUCAUCGACUUCAAGCAGCUCUCAAUCAACAACCAGCUCGUCCUCGACCCCAACUCCAACACCACCAGCCACGUCCGCAAUCUGCAGGCAAUACCCGGAUGGCAGUCUGCAUAA
Molecule: messenger RNA, 3216 nt
Organism: Diaporthe citri
Lineage: Eukaryota; Fungi; Ascomycota; Sordariomycetes; Diaporthales; Diaporthaceae
Exons: 7
Coding region: 1-3216 (1071 amino acids)
Biological process (GO): proteolysis
Molecular function (GO): serine-type endopeptidase activity
Source: RefSeq, a predicted model, not a curated record